This is a messenger RNA of Oldenlandia corymbosa var. corymbosa, 612 nucleotides long. Lineage: Eukaryota; Viridiplantae; Streptophyta; Magnoliopsida; Gentianales; Rubiaceae. The record is from the annotation of a GenBank genome assembly.
AUGUCUCAAUCUGACGAUGGGGUUGCUGGAGUGGACAAUACUUUCAGGAAGAAAUUCGAUCGAGAAGAGUACUUGGAACGUGCUCGUGAACGAGAAGAAAAGGAGGCUGAGGGGAAGCUUAAAUCAAAAUCCAAAGGUCCACCUGUGCAAAGGAAACCCUUGAAGCAUAGAGACUUCCAAGUAGACCUCGAAUCUCGCUUAGGAAAGACCCAGGUUGUCACUCCUGUUGCACCACUUAGUCAGCAGGCAGGAUACUACUGUUCGGUUUGUGAAUGUGUAGUAAAAGAUUCAGCAAACUAUUUGGACCAUAUCAAUGGGAAGAAGCAUCAACGAGCUCUGGGUAUGUCUAUGCGGGUGGAACGAGCAUCGUUGGAGCAGGUCAAGCAGAGGUUUGAGCUUCUCAAGAAGCGCAAAGACACUGGAGGUUUAACCGUGCAAGACUUUGAUGAGAGAAUCUUGAAACAGCAACAAGAGGAGGAGGAAAGAAAGCGCCAACGUCGAGAGAAGAAGAAAGAGAAGAAGAAAGAGAAGGAAGUAGCAGAAGAACCUGAAAUAGAUCCCGAUGUUGCUGCUAUGAUGGGUUUCGGUGGUUUUGGAUCAUCCAAAAAGUGA